Priceomyces carsonii is the source of this 1221-nucleotide messenger RNA. RefSeq lists its product as uncharacterized. Bases 1 to 1221 code for a protein of 406 amino acids. The transcript has a single exon. NCBI's taxonomy places the organism in Eukaryota, Fungi, Ascomycota, Pichiomycetes, Serinales, Debaryomycetaceae. Gene Ontology annotation, molecular function: proteasome binding. The record is from RefSeq and is a predicted model, not a curated record. Gene Ontology annotation, biological process: proteasome assembly.
AUGAGCGUACAGAAACUAAAGGAUUUGAUUGCUUUAGGUAGUAGAAACGUUUCCAGAAAGGUCCAAAGAGCCUUAGAAGAAGUUGGUAAUGAGCUCGCUGGUAGAACUCAAGUACAACCAAGGGCCAUCCCUAUACCAGUUGUUGAUGCGGGAAAAAGAUUUAUGGGAAGAAGUGGGAGAGAAAUAAGUCAUAGGUCACAGUUUAUUAGGUAUUAUGGUUCUUUUAGUGGUUUUAAUGGAACAUUUAACUUCAACAACCACUGUAAAUCACAUCGCACAAGGUUUCAUCAUUUUAGGUUCUUCAAAUUUUAUCAUAAGUGCCCUGUCAGACAACCUCCAUCGAAGAUUUUUGGCUCACUCAAGAAGGGGUUCUUGUUUAGUAAUUUUUCCCAGAAAUAUCAAAGCUCGUACCGAGUAAAGAUGUUCAAUCAAAAUGUGAAAAUUACUUAUAGAUCCUUCUUUAACUUCCCUUUUUCUAACAAUAGUUCUAAUAUUGAGAGUAAUCGCUUGAAGUUGAGGACUCAAAAGGGGCCAAAGCAAUCUAUUAGAUUGAAUUUGUCUCUCUCACCGCAGUUUCACAGAAUAACCCUUUCAAUGGCCAAGAAUGACCCACCGGCAACCUUUGAAGAAAAGUUGCAAUACGAGCAGCUUGAGACUGGCUGUUACAUCGAAUUCCCAAUCAAACUAGACGUUAGCAUUCCUUCCGAAACCAUGUUAAGUGAAAACAUAUUAGAUGAACUUCUUCUGGAUUUAAACUCUCUUCUGAAAAGAAUUGAAGAAUUAAAGCAAGAUCUUACUAACUUAUUCGAACUUGGUGAACUUCCUCUUGAGUAUAUUUCUUCCAAAAAUGUUAUAAGGGUACAUUUCCCUAAUUGCGACAAGGAGAAAUUGGAAAGCUUAUGCAGAGAGAAGAACAUCCAAGGAGGUUAUAUAUAUGAAGAUCAGAGUUCAUCCGAGAGACCUUCAGCACCUGGAUCAUACGCUUCUUUUAACUCAGCCGUUGAUCGUGAUGAUAUUUUGAGCUCUUAUUUCGAUACUAAUGAAACAGUGUCAUCAAUGACAGCAUCCACUGAUGAUAUAUUGAGCAGUUCAUUAGCUCACCCGCUCUCCAACAAUGAGGUUGUUAGGAUUGUAACACCUGAGAUUUCUCAAGCUGUAAAUUCUAAUGCCGAAGUUAUGUUUAACGAUUACGACGAAUCAUAUUGGGUCACUUCUGUUUAA